Nanorana parkeri is the source of this 2367-nucleotide messenger RNA. RefSeq lists its product as uncharacterized. The transcript has 3 exons. Lineage: Eukaryota; Metazoa; Chordata; Amphibia; Anura; Dicroglossidae. The record is from RefSeq and is a predicted model, not a curated record. The coding region runs from base 1 to 2055 and encodes 684 amino acids.
AUGAGGAGACCGGGGGAUGAGUGCGGUGCCGGGGCACGGGGGAGGGAGAGGAGAAGACACCGGGGAGGAGCCAGGGUGACAUGGGACGUUAUCAGGGGCCCUCAGGAUCUGCUCAUGGGCCGGAGGGGCACCCAGGAGGGUCUGUGUGACGACAGGGCGGAAGGGGGCACUGAGGGCGGGAAUGGGAGCUACAGUGAGGGUGCUGAGGAAGAGGAUGAGAUCAGGGACCUGCAAGAGGCUCCAAUGAGUGAUGAACGGAGUCCGAGGUCAUCAGAACGGGGUUCUGUGGAGACAAUCAGCGGCUGCAUUGUACAUAGCGGUUCCCAGCAUGGUACGGGUUCGCUGCAGGAGGAGAAGGCUUAUCAGGGUCUGACCAGGAGCUACACCAGUGAGGAGAAAUAUUGGGGAAAGGACAGUGGUGAGAUAACCUCACUGGAGGUGGCCAGUGGCCAUCAGGACAUGGCCAGUGGCCAUCAGGACAUGGCCAGUGACUGUAGUCUAGGGGACAUAAGAAGUGAAAGCCAGUCUGAUGGAGAGAGGAUACCCGAAAGGGAAGACAUAGUCCAUCAAGAGCCUGCUAAUGUACUGCAGUAUAUGAGCAAUGGCAGUGAGGUAAAGGACCACAAGGGAGGGUGCAAUGAAAGCCAUCCUAGAAACCAGGGGGAAGCAGAGAAACAUUUGUCGGAGAAGAGCCAACUUGAUGGCCAAGUAUUUCAAAAAAGGCAAAGGAAGAACAAAGGAAGUAAAGAAAAGAAGAGAAGCAGAGCUAACGGGGUGUGCAGGGAGCAGAGUAUCCAAGAUGGUCAACAAAGAAUGGAAGCGAGUAGCUUUCAGGAGCUAUAUAGGGGGCUGAGUGUAGAAGAGGAGGAUACUCAGCAAGAUGCUGAAGCAGAAGCUAGUAGUGAAGGAGGUUCUCGGUGUUUUCUGAGCGGUUGCAGGACUGAAGCAGCAUACGUAAGGGUUUCAGAAAAAGAAUUGAGACAAGAUAAAAUGGGGCCUGAAAUUAGUUGGAACAAAGCAAUAACGCAAGGCUGUGAUGGCCGGGGGUCUGGGGAAGAAGCACUUUUUUCUCCUAAGGACCAGAAUGGUCUUCUGGAGAUUAUGAAGAGCCAUAAAGGUGGUGAUCUGGAGAAUAAGGGAGAUUACAGUGGAUCUUCUGAAGUUUAUAGUAGUUACCGUUCAGAGUUCAGGAGUCCAGGCAAUGGUUCCAGCGGGUCUGGAGAAGGGACUGAGAUGGAGCAGGGCAAUUAUCAUGGUGCAUGCAGAGAGGUUUCAUAUGAUUUAGGAAGGUAUGAAAGGGACUGCAAUUGUGAGAUGGAGGACAAGAACUUCAACCCUUUAACCAACCACCAUAUAGAACCUAGGACAUGGGUUUGCUCUUCACCUUCUCAUGAUAAGCCAGUAAAUGUUGAGGAUAGGGGGAACUUGGAGGAAGUUGGCACAUGGUGCUGGUGCCUCCAUCUGUAUUUAGGGGACACGAAAGACACCAGUCAUGGUGAAAAUGAAAUCAUGAAUGAUGAUGAGGAGAGGUCCAAAGAGUGUGGUUAUUCUUUAAGAAGCACUCUCCGUGCGGAAGAAAGACCCGAUGGACAUAAUGGAAGAGAUGAUGGAGAUAUUCCUGAGCCCCUCACUAAGAAAGGGGGGAGAGUGGUAGACACCCCAGAACUGCAAGACUGGGUGAACUGGUGGCAGGGUUGGGCUGGCUCUUGUCGUGCUGUACCUGGCCACCGAAGGGGGGCAAGAACACAGAUUUUAGGAUGUCGAGGGGAAGCAAGAGCAGAACGACAGAAACAACAAGACGUGUGGGUUUUAAGGGAAUGGACAAAGGGGGAUUCUGGGAGAAGAGGAGGAGGACAAAAAGUUUCAGGAGGUGAUGUGUGGGUUCUGAGGAACCAAGAGGCAGGAAAGCAGGGGUCAGCAUGGCCGUUAGGUGAGGAGGAUAUAUGGGUUCCCAGAGAGCCAAGAAAACCGAGGGGGGCAUAUUUUGUGACAGACAAUGCAAAGUGGGGUCCCCACAGUGCAAAACCAGGGGUUUCAGAUAAAGGGGAGUCCUGAGAAAGAAAGGGUGGUGACAUAUACCUCAGCAAUUGGGGGAGGCACUAAACUGUUAUGUGUGCGUGUUGUGUGUGUCUGUGUUUCAGUGGGAUGGGGGGAGGGUAUCAGGGUAAAUUUAAUUGUUAAUCAGUCACCUUGUUUGGUUAAUUAGACACUUUGGGGUGCACUCUGUCUCACUGCAAUAAACUGAUUACUGGUGCUGCUUUCCUAUUUCUAUUUAAGGUGCUAAAUCCAGGUGCUAUAAGAAGGUGCUGUAUACUGCAUGCUGAUGCGCUUAUUUUUUUUUUUUUAUCUUAAUUUAUUUUAUGUUAA